Molecule: messenger RNA, 390 nt
Organism: Entamoeba dispar SAW760
Lineage: Eukaryota; Evosea; Mastigamoebida; Endamoebidae
Exons: 1
Coding region: 1-390 (129 amino acids)
Source: RefSeq, a predicted model, not a curated record
AUGACAUUUCAUUGCAAACAGUGUCACAACUUACUUUUCAGAAAAGAAGAUAUAGUACUGAAUUCACCACUACAAUUUUCUAAAUGUGAAAAUAUAAUAUUUAAAGAAUCUUUACGUGUUGCGUUACCAGUUCUUGAAAUGAGAUGUUCUCGAUGUAAUUCAGUUAUUGGUAUUGUUCAACAAAAACCAAUGCUCUUUGUUCCUGAUAUAGAAACAAUAACAGAAGAUUUGAUUACACCUCCUAUUGAAUUAGAAAAUUUUUCAGAACAAAUAAACAAUACUCCUCUUUCUCAAGAAGAUAAUUUAAUAGCCCAUUAUAUUACAUCAGCUUUCUAUUGGGGUGCAUUGCUUCUUCCUCUUGGUUUAGCGUUCUUUGGAAAAGAAAAAUAG